Blastomyces dermatitidis ER-3 is the source of this 939-nucleotide messenger RNA. RefSeq lists its product as uncharacterized. The transcript is spliced from 4 exons. Bases 1 to 939 code for a protein of 312 amino acids. The record is from RefSeq and is a predicted model, not a curated record. NCBI's taxonomy places the organism in Eukaryota, Fungi, Ascomycota, Eurotiomycetes, Onygenales, Ajellomycetaceae.
AUGGCUCACCACAGGCAUCAGGCGUCACUCGAGCGCAUUCUCGAUCUCUCUCCGCAGGAGGUUCUGACUCUAGAGGAACGGGCACAGGCCGGAAAUAUCUUCUCCCAGUUUAUUAGCCACUGUGAACCUCGACAAAGCGCUCACCCGUAUAAGAAAGUAACGCUUGUUCGUUUAACUUCCGUGAAAAUAAUGAAUCACCGACCUUUGCUAGUGGAGUGUCUCGAAUUCCUGACUUCGGACCAUCUUCUCUCCCAUCAAAGCAGAGGGAGGUCGAGGGAGUCUUGGAUUCUGAGAGCUGCGGGAAAUAAAACACCGCAACCUAUACCAGCAGCUCUAUCCGCCAAGUUUGAGGAUGUAGUUGGAACUCCUGCCAGACUAUCGAUUCUCCGACGUGAUUGUCUCAUCCGUGACCAUCACCGGUGUGUGGUAAGCCGGGUCUUCGAUAGAGAAGAGGCGGCGGAGAGAGUCAACCGAGACAGAUCCAAUGCACGAGACGACGAUGGACAGCGGCUUGUCUAUGUUCCUGGCCAAUUUUCGUACCUCCAGGUAGCACAUAUCAUCCCGCAUUCAAUCAUGUCAACAACCAGGGACAAUCAGAGCGAAGCCAAAAAAUCCACCCUGGCAAUCCUCAAUAUGUUCGCUCCUGGGGUGAUUCAUUUGCUCAAGGGCUCGAAUAUUGACCGCCCAGCCAAUGCUAUAACCUUAUCACUCGACAUUCACAAGCUUUUCGGUGACUUCAAAUUCUAUUUUGGGGCGCUGGAUCCUUCUACUCAUCCAUCUUACACCUACAGGAUAGAUUCUAGGGAAACGAAUGUUUCUCCGUCCAGAAGGGCUGCCGGUUACCAGAACCCUCCUCCUCUCACCAAACCGGACCAUCGAUCCACCAUCGGCGAAGCUACUUGCAAUCCAUCGAGCAAUCAGUAUUAUCCUUCAUCUUAG